This is a messenger RNA of Scheffersomyces amazonensis, 987 nucleotides long. It is a transcript of the gene YPT7, whose product is annotated as Ypt7p. Gene Ontology annotation, biological process: regulation of vacuole fusion, non-autophagic. Bases 84 to 956 code for a protein of 290 amino acids. Gene Ontology annotation, cellular component: fungal-type vacuole membrane; phagocytic vesicle; late endosome. Gene Ontology annotation, molecular function: GTPase activity; GTP binding. The transcript has a single exon. Lineage: Eukaryota; Fungi; Ascomycota; Pichiomycetes; Serinales; Debaryomycetaceae. The record is from RefSeq and is a predicted model, not a curated record.
AUUUCACUCUCUGCCGUGCGACAUAUCUUUACACUAUCCAUCCACACCCUAAUUCAUAAACACCCCCCCCUCUGCCCCAGCUCAUGGGUGACAAUCCUCGGGCCGACCUCCAGUCGCUGACAAUAUCACCGCCAACUCUGUCCACCCCUCCAACAAUUACAUCUGCAUCUCCAUCUACACCCCUGUUAAAAGUACUCCUUCUUGGAGACUCAGGUGUAGGCAAGACAUGUCUACGGUCCCAAUUCGUACAUCAUGUAUUCACAAACUCAUACCGUGCCACUAUUGGUGGUGACUAUCUCACCACUACGGUAAACAUACCUGAUGAAUCUCAAUCUCAAGCUCAAUCUCAAUCUCAAGCUCAAUCUCAAUCUCAGUCUGAAUCACAAUUACAAUUACAAUCACAAUCACAAUCACAAUCACAAUCAGAAUCUGACCUCAUUUUGCCCAAACAACCCAAACCAUCUAAAGUCAAUCUCCAAAUAUGGGAUACAGCCGGUCAAGAACGUUUCAAUUCCAUAUCGCAAGCCUUCUAUCGUGGUACCGAUGUGGUAGUACUAGUCUAUGAUAUCACCAACUAUGAAUCCGUUCUCAGUCUACGUGAUUGGUUCACAAGAUUCCUCGAACAUUGUCAUGUAGAUCGACCGGGAGUAGUCGUGGUAGGUAAUAAAAUCGAUAAAACUAAUGAUCGAUGUGUAGAUUUGGAAGAAAUCCGAGAAAUCGUUACCGCCAAUACGUCCAUUAGUCUAGAUAAUUAUGUGCUUGAUUGGGAUACUGAUUUAAGAGAAGUAUCAUCUAAACGAUUAGAUUCAGUUAAUGAGCUAUUUCUCCAAGUAGCAAAAGUAGGUCUUGAAGUUAUGUCCGGUACCACCAAUCCCCGAAAUAAAUUUCAUGGAUUUGAUAGUAUCCUACUUCAUGAUCCAAUUAAUAUAAAGCACACAUCCGGUUGUGCUUGCUAAUGAUAAUGCCAGUGAAUAGAGUUAAUGUAAU